This is a messenger RNA of Diabrotica virgifera virgifera (western corn rootworm), 2283 nucleotides long. Its product is annotated as sodium-coupled monocarboxylate transporter 2. Gene Ontology annotation, molecular function: symporter activity. The record is from RefSeq and is a predicted model, not a curated record. Gene Ontology annotation, cellular component: membrane. The coding region runs from base 275 to 2242 and encodes 655 amino acids. The transcript is spliced from 12 exons. Lineage: Eukaryota; Metazoa; Arthropoda; Insecta; Coleoptera; Chrysomelidae. Gene Ontology annotation, biological process: sodium ion transport; transmembrane transport.
CACCAAGACUGUCAGUUACUUUGAAUUGCCGCUAAUAGUAAUAUCAGUGUACCGGGAACUGUUUUCUAUAUCAAUCAGUGCAAUUCGUUCAAUGAAAUAUAGAAACAGGUCUAAUAGACAGCUAAUACAAAUACAGUUUAGAACUAACUUACCUUUAUAAAAUCAGUACUAGUAGUAUAGGUAUUUCUUGCUAAUAUUUUUGUAUUCAGAAGUGUUUUUAGAGUUAUUUCUUCUUAUUAGAUAUUUUAAUAUCCUUACGACCAUUUAUUUCAAGAUGAAAACCGUAGGAAAGUGGUUUUCGUCUUUCUUAAGACUGAAUAUUUUAUUUAUAAUUUUAACAAUAUUUAAUUUUACAUCAUCGUCACCGGAACCGCUACCUCAAUCUGUUUUUAAUAAAGAGAUUUGUCAAGAACAAACUAAGAAAAAUUCAUUUUCUUGGGAAGACUAUUUAGUACUAGGAAUUGUAUUAGUGAUUUCAUGUGGAGUUGGUGUAUUUUAUGGAUGUUUUAAUAAAAACAAGAAUAGCAAUGAUUUUUUAUUGGGAGGAAGUUCAAUGGGAACGUUUCCCAUGGCAAUGUCAUUAGCAGCAAGUUUUAUUACUGCAAUUGAGUUGCUAGGGAAUCCAGCGGAGAUGUAUACCCAUGGUGCGCAGUUCUGGAUGAUCUGUAUUUGCUUCCUUGUUUUGGUUCCACUCACUUCUAAGUUUUAUCUACCAGUAUUUUUAGAAUUAAGACUUACUAGUUCAUAUGAAUACCUAGCACUGAGAUUCUCAAAGAACAUUAGAUACUUGGCAAGUGGGUUGUACAUUCUGCAGAUGGUGUUGUAUACCAGUGUCGCGGUUUACGCUCCUGCUUUAGCGUUAAGUAAAGUUACAGGCAUCAAUGUAUAUAUAGCAGUAACAGCAGUUUACGUUGUCUGUAUUUUUUACGCUUCACAGGGUGGAAUGAAGGCAGUCAUUAUAGCAGAUACAUUCCAAGCGGCUGUACUUAUUGGAUCUAUAUUAUUAAUAGCUGUUAUGGGGCAUCAUUUUGUAGGAGGGACAGGAAUUAUUUGGUCACAAAGUUAUAUGACUGGAAGAUUGGAAAUUUUUGAUUUUAAUCCAAAUAUGACAGUUCGUCACAGUUUUUGGUCUGUGGUGAUUGGUGGCACAUUUUACUGGAUGACGAUGUUCUGCUCGAACCAAGCUUCCAUUCAAAAGUAUUUAUCAGUUGAGAACAUUGGACAAGUUCGAAAAGCCAUAUGGACUUCCGCUAUCGGCCUUAUAUUAAUAUAUUCAAUCAAUUUUUACACUGGAAUGAUUAUGGUGGCCAAUUACAGAGAUUGUGACCCUUUAACAAAUGGGGAAAUAUCUGCUUCUGACGAAAUUCUACCGUACUACAUUAUUACUGUUAUGGGACACAUGAGAGGGCUAACAGGAUUUUUCGUUGCGGGUAUAUUUGCUGCGAGUCUAGGCACCGUUGCUUCAGCCUUAAAUAGUCUAGCAGCAGUAACAAUGGAAGAUUUUGUGGAAUCCGCAUUAAACAUUAAAAUUCCCGAAAAUAGAGGAGCGUUAAUAGCAAAAUCGUUAUCGAUAGGUUAUGGAGCACUAAGUUUUGGUUUGGUAUUUGUGGUAGCUAAUUGUGGUAGUGUUAUGCAAAUUGCUAUAAGUUUUAAUGGAAUGGUAGGAGGAGUAACACUUGGAUUGUUUACCUUAGGAAUGAUGUUUCCAUGGGCAAAUUCAAAGGGUGCUCUAUUUGGAAGUACAAUUGCAGCAGCUUUGAUAACUUUUAUGUGUGUUGGACAACAAGUUGCUAUCGCUAAUGGAGAACUUGGGGAAGAAAUGAAACCAACCAGUAUUGCAAAUUGUUCGUGUCUAAAUAUAACAUUCAAUUUAGAACCAGAGUAUUUUAUUGAGAGAGAACCAGUAUUUGUGCUCUAUAGAAUAUCUUACAUUUGGUACUCUGGCAUAGGAUUUAUAACAACGAUACUAAUAGGUUUAAUCAUAUCCUUACUCACAAAACCAACCCGUUUAGAAGAUGUGGAUAACGUGUACAUAUCGCCACCGAUAAGAAAAUUAUUGUACUCUUUAUCAGAUGGCACCAAAAAAUUCCUUAACGUUCCAAUUAAGAAAAACUUUCCAAAAAACAAUAUUCUUAAGGAAACGACAAUCAAAAUGGAUCAGGAGGAAUAUCACGAAAUCAAGCAGAAUAACUUCAAUGAGCAAAUUAAGAAUAAAAUACGGAAAAUAUCGGCACCAUCAUAAAAGAUUCACAAUAAAAAUAUGUUAAUUGUGUAUUCAAAACG